GUCCCAGUCGCGUCCCGCGUGCGCGCUGUCCGCGUUGAGCAGCAGCUUCCAGAGGCUGCAGCUGUCAGACGCAGCAGCGCGCUCUCGCAGAGCAGCGCUUUUGAGCGCUAAACCGCAUUCUCACAGGAGGAACAAAAAUAAUGGACCUCAAAUUCCUCCCGCUCAGCGUCGAGUGCACCGACGGCCCGCCGCCGGACGUCGAGAGCCUGCCGCACCCGCUCUGCGCGCCGGGGUUCGACGGCUACCACUCGAACUCGUGGCCGCGCGUGGACCUCUGGGGCACGCUCCCGACGGGCCAGCGCGCCACGGUGCACGUGCACGGGUGCUUUCCGUACUUCUACGCGCGGCCGCUGGAAGAGGACGCGGAGGCCGUCCGGGCGUUUAGCGUCGACCCGAACCUCCGGUCGAUCUGCAAGCGCACGGCGGAGGGCCUCGACGAGAUGCUGCGAAACGGCGACGGGGCCCACGGCACCGGCGACGCGCGCGUGCGGUCGGUGACCGUGGCGACGCUGACCCCGUUCUACGGCUACCACCCCGAGCCGCUCCCGUUCCUGCGCGUCGCGCUCUACCGCGCCCGCGACGUCGUCCGCGCCGCGAAGCUGCUCCUCGACGAGGGCUGCUGCAAGUACCAGGGCCGCGCGCUCCGGCUCCAGCCGUACGAGUCGCACGUCAACGCGCACAUGAAGUUCUUCGCCGACGUGGGCGCCGGCGCGCUGCGGCCGCUCGCGCUCGACGACGUGCGCUUCCGCCGCGCGCCGAAGACGGCGCGGGUGGAGGGCUGGGUGUCGGAGGCGACCGUGCGUAAGGCGGGCGCCGGGUACGCGCCGACGAAGAGGCGCCUCGCGGCGCCGACGCUCGCGGCCGACGACGCCGUCGAGGUCGACGUGGCCUUCGCGCGCGUCUCCGCCGCGACGAGCGUCCGAGGCGACGACGACGACGACGACUACGCGGUCCCGGCGCUCCGCGAGCUCUUCGACGACGAGGCGGACCGCCUCGCGGCCGACCACGCGCCGGCCGAGGUGCGCCGCCUCGUCGCGGUCGACCCCGCGUGGCGCGCGCCCGACGGCGCCGCGGGCGCGACGCCGACGCUCGGGCCCGGGACCGCCGAGCGCCAGGCCCGCUGGGCCGAGCCGCUGGCCGCGCUCCGCCGCGUGCCGGAUUCGCCGGCGCCGGCGCCGGCGCCGCGCGCCGACGACGUCGCGGCCUCGCAGCUGCCGCCGCGGCUGUCGCAGGAAAUGUGCACGCAGGCCGACAAGGAGGCGCGCGACCAGGACGACGCGAGCCACGCCAGCGACGACUCCCUCGACGUCCGGGAGCGAGAGGGGCGCCUCGAGGAAAACGACGACGGCAAGGAGCCCGACCCAUGGUUCGACGACCCGAACGAGGGCGACGAGGACGACGAUCGCGCGCGCGACGCCGCGUGGGACGCGAUUCUCGGCACGGACGACGCGGACGAGGGCACGGACGAAGACGACGGCACGGACGAAGACGACGACGCGCCGUCCGCCCUCCCGAAAGCGUCCUCUCAGACCCCGGCGGCGCCGCGCGCCCUGACGCCGACGGGCGCGCGCGUCCUGGCGCCGGCAGAGCCGCCGCCGACGGCCGCCGCCGUGCGCGCGUCGCUCCGCGAGCUCGCGCCGCCGCCGCGGCCGCUCUUCUACGGCGACGCGGCGGACGUCCCCCGGCGCCGGCGAGCGAACGACUGCGGCGCCGUCGACCGCGCGACGCACGUCGCCGACGCGCCCGAGUUCUUCCCGCCGGACGGCGCGUGGCGGCGCCUCGUCGCGGGGACGCGCGGCCGCGGCGCCGCGCGGCGCCGGUGGGCGCGCGCGGCGCGCGUCCUGGCGCCGCUCGCGGACCCGCCGUCGCGCGCGCGCGUCGAGGCGACGCUCGCCGCGGCGACCGCGACGGCGCCCCGCCCGUCGGCGUCGCCGACGGGGUCCCUGCUGACGCCGCCGAACCGGACGCAGUGGACUGAGGCGUCGGGGAGCAGGUCGCGCGACGGCGCGGGCAUGCGGACGCGCGCUGCCGCCGACGGCACGCCCGGCGUCGCCGUCCUGGCGCUCGAGGUGCUGGCCGCCUGCGCGCCGUCGCAGCUCCGGAGCGACCCGAAGAAGGACCCCGUGCGCUGCGCGUGCUGGCGCUUCCGCGCGCACCACCUCGCCGACGCGGCCGACGACGAGGUCGGCGUCGUCGUCGUCCUCGACGCCGCCGCCAGGCGCGCGGACGAGCCCUCCUGGCGCCGCGCCUGGGACGCGACCGACGAGGCCGUGGCCGUCGAGAUCGUCGCCGACGAGAGGGCGCUCGUCGCGGGGCUCCGGCGCCUCGUCGCGCGCCUCGACCCGGACGUCCUGCUGGGCUGGGACACGGCGCGCGGGUCCUGGGGCUACGUCGAGGCGCGCUGGGGCGUGGUCGCGCCGAGUGACCGGAAGCAGCUCUUCUCGCGCGACACGAACGCGCGCGCCGACCGGGGCGACCGCGGCCGGACGUACGCCGCCGCCCGCGGCCGCGUCGUCGUCGGCGGCCGCGCGGCCGUCCGCGGCGACGCCCUGCUCGUGCGGCUCCUGUCGCACGACCUCGCGGCCGUCGCGCCCGUCGUCCUCAAGCGGCGCGCGCCGCCGACGCACGACCGAGCGGAGCUCGCGCAGCUCUUCGCCGCGCCCGAGGUCGACGCGCGCGUCGCUGCGGUGACGCACGUCCUCGCCGAGACGACCUGCGGCCUCGAGAUCGUCGCCGGGCUCGACGUCGUCGGCCGCGCGGCCGAGCUCGGCCGUCUGCUGGGGAUGCCGCUCGCCGACGCGCUGACGCGCGGGUCGCAGCACCGCGUCGAGGCGAUCCUGCUCGGCGUCGCCAAGCCUCGGCGCGGCGCGAACCCGCUGACCUUUCUGGACGCGCGCGGCGACGAGCGGCCGCCGCCGGGCGCCACGUGGUACGCGCUCCGGUCGCCGUCGCGCGCCGACGUCGCCGCGCAGCCGGCGAUCGAAGAGACCGCCUGCAUCCUCGAGCCGGUCUCGGCCAUUUACACGGACCCCGUCGCCUGUCUCGACUACCAGUCGCUCUACCCGUCGAUGAUCGUCGCGCACAACCUCUGCUUUUCGACGUGCGUCGGCCGCCUCGCGGCGGCGGGACCGCCGCGCGCGGCCGGCGACGUGAAAAAACGUCCCGACGGCGACGCGUCGGACUCGGACUCGGACUCCAAGUCCGCGGCGUCGUCGCUCGACGGCGCGCCGCAGGCGGCGCGACCGCGGGACCCGGCGCCGGCGCCGGCGCCGGGCGCGGCGACGACGGGCCGCCUCGGCGUCGUCGCGCACUGGCCCGCGGCGGAGGCGGCGCGCGCGCUCGAGCACGCCGAGGCGAGCGGCCCCGUCUACGUCGCGCCGAACGGCGCCGUCUUCGCCGGCCCGGCCGCGCGCGAGGGCGCACUGCCGCGCAUGCUCCGCGAGGUGCUCGCGGCGCGGUUCCUGACGAAACAGGCGCUGAAGCGCGCGCGCGCCGCGCGCCGCGGCACGCUCGCGCGCGUCCUCGACGCGCGCCAGCUCGCGCUCAAGCUCGUGGCCAACGUGACCUACGGCUACUGCGCAGCGUCGUUCUCCGGCCGCCAGCCGUGCGCGGACCUGGCCGACGCGAUCGUCGCGUCGGGGCGGAGCUGCCUCGAGGACGCCGUCCGCGUGGCCGGCGGCGCGGGCGCCGCGAACCCCGUCAAGUACGGCGACACGGACUCGAUCUUCGUCGAGAUGGCCGGGGCGUCGGUGGCGCAGGCGCUGGACCGAGCGCACGAGAUAUCGAAGACCGUCUUCGCCGGCACGCCGCCGGCGGUGCACCUCAAGGUCGAGUACGUCUUCGACGGCUGCGCGCUCGUGUCGAAGAAGCGCUACGUCGGCCGCGCCGUCGAGGCGCCGGGCGAUACGCCGCACCUCCUCGUCAAGGGCCUCGAGCUGAAGACGCGCGACCAGUGCGACUUCGUGCGGGAGCGCCUCGAGGCCGUCGUCCGCGACGUGCUCGCGACGCGCGACCUGUCGCGGGCGAAGCGGACGUUCCAGCGCGCCGUCGUCGGUGUCGAGGCCUGCCCGCUCCAGGACCUGAUCCUCUGGCGGCGCUACCGAGGAGAGGGCGCCUACAAGACCAACACCCACGACCUCGUCGGGCCCGUCAAAGAGCUCGACGCCAGAGGCAACCGGACGGCCGCAAAGGACCGCGUCGGGUACGUCGUCGUGAAGGACCCGGGCUUGAAACUCUACCAGCGCACGCACGCCGCGACUCACGAGGCCGGUCUCGCGCUCCGCGUCGAUCGCACGUUCUACAUCAAGAAGAAGCUGCUGCCGCCGCUGUCGCGCAUCCUCGACGUCUGCGGCGUCAACGUCUUUGCCUGGUACCAGGCAACGCCGAAACCAGCGCUGCGCGUCCGCUUGCCGGCGCCCGAUGCGCGGCCGACCGGCAAAAUUACCUACUUCUACCCAUCCAGACACUGCAUCCACUGCGGCGUCGUCGCCGCCAAGCCGCCGGUCUGCGACGCCUGCGCCGCCAGGCCCGACUUUCUCGCGGUCGAGCACUUCAUCCGCGAGCGCGGGCUCGAACGCCGGCGCUGGGAGCUCGAGCGCUCUCUGGCGGCGGCGGGCCUCGGCCCGCGAGCGUUGCCCGCCGGGCUCCACCUCGCGCCGUCGAAGACGUCGCUCGAGGACGACCGAACCUUCGAAUAUCGCCGCGUCCUCGACGCCAUCGAGGACAACGACCGGCGCUGGCUGGCGACGCUCGAGUACCUCCAGCGGCGCAAGAAGCGGCGGCGGGACGAUGGCGCGGGUCCGGGCCGCGCGCGGCGGUGCUUCUAG
Molecule: messenger RNA, 4826 nt
Organism: Pelagomonas calceolata
Lineage: Eukaryota; Pelagophyceae; Pelagomonadales; Pelagomonadaceae
Source: the annotation of a GenBank genome assembly